Molecule: messenger RNA, 303 nt
Organism: Phytophthora nicotianae INRA-310
Lineage: Eukaryota; Oomycota; Peronosporomycetes; Peronosporales; Peronosporaceae
Exons: 1
Coding region: 1-303 (100 amino acids)
Source: RefSeq, a predicted model, not a curated record
AUGGACUAUUGGAUCACGACGCAGCACACCUGCAUUUGUCGUAUCUGCAACUGGUAUUCCUUUGGCAAGUAUUGGGUGCCUCAGCGUCGUUGGUACUGGGCGGAGUAUUCCUCUUGGUGUUCAAUACAUGGGCAGCCAUGGUGGAUAAAGUACAGGGAACCGGCCACUAUUUUAACUCAAACAAACACAGAGGUGGAGAUCAAGCCACAGACUCUCUACUGCAGAAUUUACAUACUCGAGGUGCGCCUGACGUCGACGAGAGGAGAGAUAGUGGGGCCAUUGCAGCGCCAGAAUCAUCUUUAA